UCCUACGAGAUCACCCCUCGCAUUCGGGCCUGGCGCCAGACACUUGAGCGGUGCCGGAGUGCAGCCCAGGUGUGCUUGUGCCUGGGCCAGCUGGAGAGGUCCAUUGCCUGGGAGAAGUCCGUCAACAAAGUGACCUGUCUCGUCUGCCGGAAGGGUGACAACGAUGAGUUUCUUCUGCUUUGUGAUGGAUGUGAUCGUGGCUGCCACAUUUACUGCCAUCGGCCCAAGAUGGAGGCUGUCCCAGAAGGAGAUUGGUUCUGUGCCGUAUGUUUGGCCCAGCAGGUAGAGGGAGGAUUCACUCAGAAGCCUGGUUUCCCGAAACGAGGCCAGAAGCGGAAAAGCAGUUACGAGCUGAACUUCGCGGAGGGUGAUGGCCGCCGACGCCGGGUACUGUCCAGGGGCCGAGAGAGCCCAGCAGUGCCUCGGUACUCAGAAGAAGGGCUGUCCCCCGCCAAGCGGCGGCGCUUCUCCAUGCGGAACCACCACAGUGAUCUCACAUUUUGCGAGAUUAUCUUGAUGGAGAUGGAGUCCCAUGACGCAGCUUGGCCAUUCCUGGAGCCCGUGAACCCACGUUUGGUGAGCGGGUACCGGCGCAUCAUCAAAAACCCUAUGGAUUUUUCCACCAUGCGGGAGCGGCUGCUCCGGGGAGGGUAUACCAGCUCAGAGGAGUUUGCAGCGGAUGCGCUCCUGGUCUUUGACAACUGCCAGACCUUCAAUGAGGAUGACUCUGAAGUGGGCAAGGCUGGGCACAUCAUGCGCCGCUUCUUCGAGAGCCGCUGGGAGGAGUUUUAUCAGGGAAAACAGGCCAAUCUGUGAGGCAAGGGAGGUGGGGAGUCACCUCGUGGCAUCUCCCCCUGCCCUCCAAACAAAAACCCUGCCAUUCUCACCUGCUGAUGCUGCCCUGGGUCCAGACUCAAGUCAGAGAUCUCAGCCUGAUUUUUGACCUUACCCUUGGCAGCGCCCUACAUCCUCUUACCCCUACCUGCACCCCUUUUUCCCUUUCCUCUUCUUGCUCCUCAAAUAAGAGGGGCAGAGAUGAGGUCCUUCUGGACUGAAAGCCAAAAAAAGAAAGAAAGAAAGAAUUUUUCCUUUCUGUUUUAUUUCCUAAUUUAAAAUGAGGAGGAGGAAGGAAGUCCCUGCUUCCUCCUCCCACCUUCUUCUCCUUCCCUGUACGUGCCCCAGCAUUCUGGGGCUAUUUAACAAUAGCAAUAGUUCUAGUGAAUGUGUGAAACCGAAAAACACUCUGUACUGUGUGUGGACCCGCAGUGACGGCCAGUAAAGUGGACUUAACUCCCAAGUGUGUCGAGCCGGACACCGGGCCCUGAACAUGCUGCUUCCAUGUUCAGUCCCUUCCCUGCUUCCCACUUUCUCAAUUUUUCCUUUUCCCUCCUCUCCCUACUUUUAAGAUUUUCUCUCAUCCAAUAAUGUAAAGCUAUCGUGUACGGGUUCCUCUACCCUUUUCUCUCCCCCCAAAUCUUUUUUCCCCUCAAAGGAAAUAGAAAUUCAGAGGUCCCUGUCUUUCUCUCUGUCCUCAUCGUCCUGCCAAUAGCUACCCCCUCUGUAAUGUUGGAUACUCCUCACAUGCUGAGUUUCUAGCCUUUUUUUGAAACUCAGUAGCUGGGGAGAGGGCAGGGAGGCACCCUGGACCCUGGGCCUUCCAGCCUCCUUCCCCACCUCUUACCCAAACCUCCCUCUUGGGAACUCCUCAGGGACAACUACUGCUGAGUUUGGGCGCACUCCCAAGAUGGAGGCCAGGUAGCAAUCAGCUGGCCUCAGAGAGAGGUGUGUGUGCGUGUGUGUGUGUGUCUGUGUGUGUGUGUGUGUGUGUCUGUGGGGGGGAGGGAGGAUGCUGUGAUUGUGCCCCUGUGCUGUUUGAUGGCAUCCAGUUUCCCCAAGUAUCUUUUUGUUCCCACCUUCCCUAGUGUUUCAAACCAUCACAUUUUUGUCCUUGGGAAACCACAGGAGCAGUUUUUCUGGGUACAAGGCUCUGUCUCCUCUCUCCCAGGCAUUUCUGUUCCAGCCUCUUCAAACUGUGCAAUCUUUCAGCAGGAACUCCCUCUCCUUUCAAUAGCUUUGAGUCUUAAGCUUUUGUAGGGAGAGGGGUAGAACUGGAUCUUUCCCUAAUCCCAUGAGCUUCUGUGGGUUUAGUUGUGCUUUUCUUUCCUUAUCUACUUCAUACCCGGGACCCCUUCCCCAGCAGCAGCAGAGACCCCAGAGCACAAGAGAGUAGGGAAGAGGGGUUCUGGGUCCACCACUGCCCUACAUGUGACUAUGCCCAAGUUAAGCCCCAGCAUGUGAGAGGAAAGCUGCUAACUCCCAGCUACAGCCAUGGGCCCCUGUCCCCCCUGCUUUCCUGCUCAGCAGCGCCCCUCCCAUCAGAGAUUACGGGUACUUGCACUGGGGAGGUGGCUGUUGGCCGGCCCAAGCAGAGAGCUGAGGCGUCCAAGAAAUGUUCCAUUGGUGGGGGAGGGGGCGCCAGGCGAGGUGGAGCAUUCCUUGUACUUCUGGCAGCACUGGAUAGCCACUGAAGGGGGUGGGGGGCGGUGUGGGGAGGUCCUGGGGCAGCCCCUCUCUUACUCCUUUAUGCCCCCCUUCUCCCCCAUGGCCUAUUUCUAAAGUCGCCUUUUCUGUCAGAUAAACCUCAAAACUUUUAAUUUUAUUUGAGAUUUUUUUUUUUUUUUUUUGCUUUUAAAGAGGUGGAUUGAAGAAUAUUUGAAUUGACUUUAUAUUAUGCAUAAAUAUUUAUAUUUUAUCUAAAUAACUGCGCUGUAACAAAGUUUGUGUCAGUCAAACGUUUGGAACUGUUAUAGUUGGGGGCUCUUCUUUUUUCCCCAUGGCAGUUUUCCCCGGUAUAAAAUGUACUAGAUUAAUUUUAUUGUUGGAAGCGAGGUGGACGGGGGAGUGAAAUCUCCAUGUUCCUUCUUUGUGUUCCUCUCCCAGCUCCAUCUCUUUUCCCUAGGGACCAGGCACUCUUAAGAUGGGGUGGAGUCCUAGCCUCAGUUUGAAGAAAUUGGGGCUGAAAGGGGGGGUAGGGGUAGGGCAUGAUCAAAGGGGCCAUUUCUCAUGUUCUUUCCUCAUCUUCACCGCCCCUCGAGCUAGGUGGAUUUUCUCUUCUUGACAAAUAAGAGUAUUUGGUAGGGAAGGCAGGUUAAAAAAUAAUAAAACCCACCCCCUGCCCCUUUGUUUUCCCUCCCCUCUAUCAGUCUGGUAACAGGAAGAAACCACACCAUCAACACCAACAAGUUUCCAUGUUCCUUUUACAACAAAAGGGACUUGACUUUUUAUAUAACCAAAUGUGGUGUUUUAGUGACUUUUUGAUAAUGUACAGUUUUUUGUGAAUUUAAAUUUAUUUCUUUCUAUAUUUUUAGGACCAAUCUCAUUUUUAAUAAGGUUUAAAAAAGAAAAAAAAAAGGUCUAGAGAAAAAACCUCCUGUUUUUGCCAUGUGAUGUUCCACAAGUGCAGCUGUAGAAAAGUGCUUGUCAGUUGAAAUAAAAACCACAUUUGAUAGAGA
Molecule: messenger RNA, 3512 nt
Organism: Leptonychotes weddellii (Weddell seal)
Lineage: Eukaryota; Metazoa; Chordata; Mammalia; Carnivora; Phocidae
Source: RefSeq, a predicted model, not a curated record